This is a messenger RNA of Acaulospora morrowiae, 701 nucleotides long. The record is from the annotation of a GenBank genome assembly. Lineage: Eukaryota; Fungi; Glomeromycota; Glomeromycetes; Diversisporales; Acaulosporaceae.
AUGCCCAAAGCACAAAUGGAUCUUGCUAACUUGGAUUUCAGUCGUACCUACUCAUUUGAAGAGUUCGAGUUAAUUAACGAACAGCUCAAAACACGCUCCUUAGAAGUCAACGGGCAACCAGUCAAUUUAUUUGACCUCGACAAAAACGGAAAGCUUUUUCCAAUGCCACAGGCCACUGUGUGCAUGGAGGCCACUGUUGCAGAGAUUGUCAGACAGCUUGGUAAUUGGAACAUUCAAACUAGACAGAACGGGCUCAUAACAACAUCACAAGGAGGGUUUAACUUCAGUGUUGAAGGCCGAAGAACGAUCGGAGCUCCUGAUGUCUCCUUCAUACCAAAAUCGGUAUUUCGCCAAUUGACUGAAUUACAACGUUGGACUUUCCAGGUUGGAACAUCUGUACAACUCGGCUGGUUGAUUGAUCCCAUAAAUAGAAGAAUCUGGGUAUACAAGCGGAAUCAACAUGGCAAUGUUUAUCGUCGCGAGCGCGUAUGGGAAGAUGUAGAGGGUGGUGAUGUUUUGCCGAGAUUCACAUUGGAGGUGCGGAUGAUUGAGGAAGCAAUUUCACAGGAAUCUUCCGAAACAUCAUCAGAGAAUGAAGAAUUGCAAAUUGAUUGCCCCGAAUGUGACGCAACUUUCUCUGAUAGUUACACUUUCACGAAACAUUGUACAAAUGAGCAUGCUCGUAAACGGCAUAGAACAGA